CAUAACUCGGCUCAACUUACGGGAGGUUAGUGGGUUGUCCCAGCACCUGCUAGAACUCUUCGCGACGUUCGCUGACCAGGAGAUCCUCUGUACAAGUCUCCGGGGGAGAUAGACUGUUCUGGAACAUGGGUCUCAGAGGCUUGCUAAUGGCCCUGCUGUCUCUGGCUGCAGCCGUGGCAGAGAUUGAGAUCGAGACGGUGUCUGAGCAUUUCGUCUACGGCCGGAGUCCGUCGGGCCCGGAGAAGACUCUGGACAUCCUCAGCGUGAACUCCGUGCCCUUCCUCGCCUACGACCACGAGGCCCGCGCCUUCUCCGUCAACGGCCAGGCCACGGACGGGAGGGAGGAGCUGGGCGAGGCGGAGGUGACCUACUUUGCGAAGAGGGCCGAGGGGUUUCAGAACCAAAUCCGGGGCGACAUGAGCGAGCUGACGGCUGCCAACAACAACCAACCCAUCGGCAGCAAGAAACCGAUCGUCCACAUCUACACGGAAGAGGACUACGUCCUGCAGAGACCCAACACCCUGUACUGUUUCGCCGAGAGGUUCUACCCUUUCGAGAUUGAGCUCCAGUUCCUGGUCAAUGGCCAACCCUUCACCGGCCCCGUAGACUCGUCCCCACUGCUGGUCGAGACAGACUGGACAUUCAACAUCCUGAAGUACAUCCGGAUCGAGCCCCAACGCGGGGACACUUUCAGCUGCCUUGUGGCUCACGUCAGCCUCGAUGAAGCCCUGACUCUCUCGCUUGAUCGGCCAGCUCGAACACCCAUCUCGGGGAUCACUGUCUGUGUGGUCGGAGUUUUUGUGGGAGUACUUGGGCUAAUGCUAACCUUGUACUUGGGCAGAGAGAUACACAAAAGGAACGUGGCUGAAAUCCCUGUUCAUAAGAUUAUGAAAAUUGAAGGCCUGAAAACGGAAAAUGCAAAAUAGAACCUGUUUUUCUUGUAAAUAAAAUGUAAAGCGAUCAGUA
This is a messenger RNA of Amblyraja radiata (thorny skate), 966 nucleotides long. Its product is annotated as HLA class II histocompatibility antigen, DR alpha chain-like. The record is from RefSeq and is a predicted model, not a curated record. The transcript has 5 exons. The coding region runs from base 126 to 926 and encodes 266 amino acids. NCBI's taxonomy places the organism in Eukaryota, Metazoa, Chordata, Chondrichthyes, Rajiformes, Rajidae.